Leptinotarsa decemlineata (Colorado potato beetle) is the source of this 2383-nucleotide messenger RNA. Its product is annotated as protein phosphatase 1 regulatory subunit 14B. The record is from RefSeq and is a predicted model, not a curated record. NCBI's taxonomy places the organism in Eukaryota, Metazoa, Arthropoda, Insecta, Coleoptera, Chrysomelidae. Gene Ontology annotation, biological process: regulation of phosphorylation. Gene Ontology annotation, molecular function: protein serine/threonine phosphatase inhibitor activity. Gene Ontology annotation, cellular component: cytoplasm.
AAACACCCUUUGAAGAUGGAAUGCGGCGUGACGGGGGGAUACACUAAUGGAGCGACGACGCCCGCAGGCAUCCUGGCCGACGUAAGGUCAGAGAGGUCACCCGCCAAAACGGGCCUACACGUCAACUUCAAGGACAAGGGAGAAAUCAAAGAGAAAAGGGAAAAGUUUCUAACGGCUAAGUAUGGACACCACCAGAUGAGUCUCAUUAGGAAAAGGCUAGCCGUGGAGAUGUGGCUCUACGAGGAACUCAAGAAGUUAUACGAAAGCAAAUCCACGAAACAAGUAACAGACGUCAAUAAUGAUGAGGUCGAGGUGGAUAUUGAUGAACUUCUAGACAUGGACAGUGAUGAAGAACGACGAAGGCAUUUACAGAAUCUACUAAUCAACGCCAAAGGAUCCCAAAGUGAUAUAAAGAAAUUCAUCACUGAUUUAUUAGAUAAGGCAAAGACUCUUUAAAUCAAGUGAAGUGCCAAAGGUUAGACCGAAGACAUUGGCCCCCCAAAGGAGCCUAAUUUGCACAAGAUUCAGUGAUUAUUUAUCUCUACAUCGAUGAUCAUCAUUGGAAAUCAACUAUAUAUUCCAUCCUGAUUUGCCGAGCAUAAUUUAAUAACGUUUCAUGACAUAUAGAUUGUAUAGUCAAAGAAUGAAUGUAGAUAAGUACAGCAUCAUUGCAGCAAUUUUUGCCAAUGGCAUCGUUAAUAUGUUUUCUAAUUUUUUAUACUUUUAGCAUCAAUCGUAGUUAAGAUUAUUUAUAAUGAAAAAUAUUGCUAGUCCUCAGAUUGUUAUUCAAAUUAUAGGAAUCAUAUCAGACUGCCUUUUGAAUAUGAAUUUUGUACCCAUAUACACGUCCUUUUAUCAUCUCUUACAUAUUUUAAUCGUUAAAACAGAUCACAAAAUAGAACAUAGGAUUUGAAUUUUCAUCAUUAUGCUACUAUAUUUCCCAUAAUAAUAAAAAAGUCAACAAUUUCAAUAAAAACCGGAGUAUAGCAAUUCAAAAAGCAUUUUGAAACUAAUUUUAUAUAUCAAUCAACAAAUAUCCGUUAUCAUGUAUAAACAUAUUCAAAAGUAUACAAUCGUAAACUGAAAAAUCGAAGGAAGUUGACCAUACAUAGGUAUACAUCUCUCACGAUUCCAAUCCAAAAACUGAUUAUUUUGAAGUUUGUUCUGGUGUUCUUCCACGUCUUCUUUCAAAUAUACCAAUAUAUUUUCUGCAUUCAUUACCUAAUCAAUAUUAUUUUGAUGUCAUGUUCAUUAGUAAUAUUUCAAGUAAAAAUUAUUUGACUUGCUCACAUUCUAAUAUUCAUUAUGUUGGUGUUAGCACCUUUGCAAUCUCAUCUACCUUUGAGGUCAUCAGGAUUUUUGUAAUCUCAUCUACCAAUGAUGUCAUCAGACUAGUCAGUAUUGUUGAAUAAGUUCUACAUAUAUGUAACUUCGUAAUAAUACAACUCUAAAUCUGAUUCAACUGUUUCAACACGUUCUAAAAUCCAAAGAGAAUAUGCAAGUUCAAUGAAUAAAUUUGCCAGGAACUUUUCCUGAUUGACUUGUAUGAAAUAUCAUCGAUUAUCCCAACCCAAUUCUACCAAUGAGCAAAAUCUAUGUUUUUAUUUUGUGAUUUGGCGUAUACUAAUUUAAGUUUUAAAGAUUGUUGGAAAUCAUUUAUUGUUGGUUAAAUUGAGAAAAUCAUAUCAGUGCUCAAAAUUUAAUAAUGUGGUGCAUGCGAGCUUCCCCCAGAUGUAGGUAUUGGCCUCAUGUUGUUUUAUUUUUAAUUAUUGUACUUAGAACCUAAUGCAGAUUGAUCAACUUUUGUGAUCUCAAUUAUUCUCAAUUUCGACAAAUAAGGUGUUUAAUAUUUGGUAGGUGUGUAUAGUUAAAUAACUUUAUUCUAUUGGUAAAUAUCGUCAGUUAUCUUUUCAGUCUCGUUACUAACUAGUAGUCAAAAUCUUGGAGGAAUUUUAUUUCAAAUGUAUAGCACUAAGACGAACCUUACCUCCACUGCACCUUUCUAUUGACCGAGUCCAUGGGAAAGUGUUUCUUAUCUUACGGGACAGUUGUAAUCAAAAGUCCGUUGGUAUAACAAGCCUAUACUUUGCCAACUGUAAGAAUCUGAUAUGUACAAUUAGAAAUUUUUCUCAUAUUGCUACAAUUUGGGAAUAAAACAUCACAUAUAAUUUGAGUUAUGAGAAAAAUAAGUGUAUCAGAUACUUCACAUUUUGCAGAGUAUAAAAGUUUCGUGUCUAUGUCACAAGAAUCAUUAUAGAUGACUUUAACAGGUCAGAGGAAAGAAAUCUCAUGAGAUGAGAAUAGUGAUACCCACCUAUUUGUUAUUCAGUUGGAAUUUGAAUAUGUUAGAAAUUUUUGUGAAAUAAAUAGAAGUUAUACUGGA